CCGCCGAACAAAGCCCCGCGCUCCCUCCCGCGCCGGCGCGGAGCCGCCGAGCCCCGGCUGUGCGUGCCGGGAUCGCUCGCUCGCUCGCUCGCCUGCCCGCGGCGGCGGGCGGGCCCCGGACGUGGCGCGCCGGGCGGCGAUGCGCCAGCCGCAGCCAGGGGAGGGGCCCCGGGGCCUGUAAACGUGGUGCCUGCGGGGCAGGGCGGCCCGGCCCGCCUCCGCCCGCCGCAGCUGAGGCCGGAGGAGCGCGGCGGCUCUCAUUUGCUUCAGGCCACAAUAUGUCUGAAGUUAAGCCAAGGAAAAAAGGUAUUUCUUCAUCCAAGACCAACGAAGGUUCACAAAAAGCCGAGAAGCACAGUAAUUAUGGGAAGCUGGCAAGUCCCAGGACCAGCAAUAAUCGGAAUUCUUUUUGGAUGGACUCAAGAACAAGUUUGAGUAUCAUUUCUCUUGCUGUUUGCCUGGUGGUGACCUGGUUUCUAUUUCAGCAGUCAGGCCAAUUUGCUGAUCUGGAAAGAAAGUACAAUUUCUUACAGGAAGAAGCUGGAAAAAUCCUGGAUGUGGGAAAUAAAGUAAACCUAAUUUCUGAAAAGCUUGAGCCUUCUGAAAGUAUCCUGCGGGAAGCUGCCUCAUCCGUCUCUGUGAUGACUGAGUUUGGGCAGGAAAUAUCUUCUCUUCAUAACAUCAUAAAUGAUAUUCAGAACAAUGAACAGACUCUCUCUCUAAAGAUGCAGAGCAUUAAUGACAAGUUCCAAAAUGUUACAAAUUUCUGGAGAAGAAGCCUGGAUGAAAUGAACACAAAUGCUAGUGGUUUAAAAUCCGAAGCAAAGUUCAUACACACAGAAGUUACUUCUAAAAUUAAUGAAGUUGACCAAAGAAUUAAAUCCCUUUCAGAAAGAGUAAGAGAUUUGGAAGACAGUACAGCCAGAAAUAUUAGAACACUAAAACUACAAGAAGAUGAUGAAUUCUCUAGAGUUGAACAAAAGUUGAACUUGGAUGCAAAGUCAGUUGAAAAGCUAGAAGAAGAACAGAAUAGUCUGGUAGCCAAGGACACAGACCUGAAUCAGAAACUUGCAAACUAUGAACCUAAAAUUGAGGAGUGCAAGACCCAUUUGCCAACAAUUGAAAAUGCUAUUCACUCUAUUCUUAGAUUGUCAAGUGAAUUGCUUGGUAUGGAGAAAAAGAUACAGGAGUUGAAGACACAGCUGUACGCUGUGGAAAAUGACAUGCUGAAAACUGUUUCUGAUACAGUGGCGAUGCAGAAGGUUCUUGAAGGCCUACAGUCCAAUGGCAGCACGUUCAAAGUGUGGUCUGAAAUAGCUGUUCUAGAAACAGUGCCUGACAUAACAGUAUCUUCAAAAGCAGAAGAAGGAACUUUAGAAAGCUUUAACUUAGAAAAUGACCACAAUGGGGAUCAGUGAAUUUGGACUUAGGUUUUUCAUUGAUGAAAAAGCACUUGUUUGUAAAUAAUAUGAUUUCAAUGUAUGUCAAGGAUAGCUGAGGUAUUGUCAUUGAUCUAAAGAGACAUUGGAACAGCCUGAAAGGCUGAGGAAGAGGCUGGAGAGCAAGACAGUAACUUUGUUAAAGGAAAGGAAUAUUUUCUUAAAUUAAGGAUCAUUUUCAGCUUAUUUAUUAAAAUAUCUUUUUUAUUAAAAAUUAAUUUGAAGCAAAGAAUUUAGAUUUAAGGGGGGAAAAGGUCAUAUUUUUAGUUUAUAUUUAGUUUUCCCUACUUAGUUUCUUUUGUUGUUACUCUUUGUAUUAUGUUCCAUGGACUUGUAACAGUGAACAAUUAAUCGCUUAUUUCUCAGUAGAGAUAGCUGUAGCUUGCUUUUAAUGUAUUGUACACCAUAUUGGUUUUGUGCUGCAGGAAAGCACUGAACACAUUUUUAACAGCUGAAGCUUAGAUACAACACCCUUACAGAAAAUACUAGUGAAGUACCCCCUAAUGAGAACCUUGUCUUGUUCUGGCAUGUACAAGCAGCUGGUAUUUACAUAGCAGCUGUGUUACCAUUUAUUUGUUUGACCCCAAGGACCUGGCCUCCUUAGACCUCAUUUCCAGCCUUUUCCAGCCUCCUAAAAUCACUGGCAUUGGUUUGUUCUGCCAUUGAAGUCAUUGAACUACACGUAGACUGAAGUUCUUAUUAACAGAUACUCCUGUUAGAUUCUUCUUCCAUCAUUUAAUUUACAUGUUUGGCUUGGUCUGUCACUGUAUUAGUGCAAGGGCUGUUUUGUUGGUUUUUUGGGGUUUUUUUGGGGGGUGUGUUUUGGUGCUUUAGAAACAAAGUUUAACCUUUUCUUCUGUAGGAUGUUCUUUGUUAGGCAUUACACGAUAUGUCUGGUAUUGCUCUGCAUUUCAAAGGAAAAAAAAAUUAACAGUGUUGCUGACAUUGUUUCCCAAAGUUUGCUGAACCAAGAGCUGCAAAAGUAAUUAAUGAAAUCAGUGGAGUUACGUGCUUGGGGCCAGGGAAUAUCCAGUUUAUCCACAGACCUACUUACACAUGACGUAGUACUACCGAAUAGGCCUGAUAGUCAUUUAUUGAAAUUUGGACCUCAGGGACAACAUAAAUCGUCUGCAGACUUACUGUCUUGAUAAUUUUGUAUUUCUCAGGAAAGGAGAUUGCUUAGUAGAAACAGUAUGAACCCACAACAUUUAUGACUUAAUCAGACCUAACUUGAAUUAUUCUGGGUUUGUACAUUCAUUUCUCUAGAACUCCACUGCAAUCUUCACUAAACGGGUAACACUGCCCAUUCAAGAGACUAUGAAACCAGUGUUUCUCAAUGUUCUAAAGCUGUGUUGGUUUCAUAUAAUUAUUGCUUAUGUAUAAAUUUCUGUUUACAGUCAUAUUCAAAAUAAAAAUAUAUUGUAGUGAAUUUCCCUAUCCUGGUACAUAAUCUAAUUCAAAAUAAACUGCUCCUUCAGAAAGGGUACAGAGUAAAGACUUCAAUAUUCCAUGUGCUAUUAGGAAAAGCUAUUAUAUAAAGCAAUGUUUUUUAAAUACUUUUCGCAAGUGUGUUCCAAUUCUAGUGUUUCUACUUCGUAUCUUUUUGGGGCAGCAUGGCUACAUUGCCAGUGGUAUGACCUCUAGUCUAAUGUCUUUCAUCAACUUCAACCCUAUUGAAAGCUGAAUAUACAGGAAAUUCAACAUGAAAUCCUCAUCCUUAGAGGACAUUAAGUAGGAAACAAGACAACUUUCCACAACCUAAAUUUUGGUCUUUUACUUUUGAGCAAACAGUUCUGAGCUAUUGAGGAACGACAAGCACUGUUGAAGAAUUAAAAAUAUUUGUUUCUGUGAUAUUUUUACUAUUAGUGUCCAGAAAAGAAUUAGUAUGAAACUAAUUCUAGCCUCUUAGAAUGUGUUUCAGUUUGCCUGUUCAGUGUUUUUUUUCUCUCCAAGUUCUACCCUGACUUACUGGGGAUUGAACAGGAUUGUAUCACUCAGGUAAUUUCCUUUUUUCCUCUCAAAUUUGAAAAUCAAGAACCAAUCAUAAGAAAAUAAAAGAGUGAACUAG
This is a messenger RNA of Corvus hawaiiensis (hawaiian crow), 3507 nucleotides long. RefSeq names its product IKBKB interacting protein (gene IKBIP). The record is from RefSeq and is a predicted model, not a curated record. NCBI's taxonomy places the organism in Eukaryota, Metazoa, Chordata, Aves, Passeriformes, Corvidae. The coding region runs from base 279 to 1418 and encodes 379 amino acids. The transcript is spliced from 4 exons.